Molecule: messenger RNA, 5268 nt
Organism: Scedosporium apiospermum
Lineage: Eukaryota; Fungi; Ascomycota; Sordariomycetes; Microascales; Microascaceae
Exons: 4
Coding region: 1-5268 (1755 amino acids)
Molecular function (GO): zinc ion binding; protein binding; oxidoreductase activity, acting on single donors with incorporation of molecular oxygen
Source: RefSeq, a predicted model, not a curated record
AUGAGCAUCACGCCAGUUUACUUCUUUUCCCAUGGCUCGACCAUGAUGCUCGGUGAGGAGAGUGAGUCGGCAGACUAUUGGAAAAAAGCUGGCGAUGAGGCCCUCGCGCACAAGAUCAAGGGCGUUAUCAUGAUGGGAGCGCACUGGGAUGCUCUCGGGGAUAGGAUUGAAGUCGCUACGAAUCCCAAACCCGAGAAGUCUCCCGUCGCCUACGUACAUCCCGCCAAAUACGUCGACUAUGAACUCAACCCAGAUCUAAAAACAGCCGAAAGGUGCAUCUCAAUCCUAUCCCAAGCCGGUUUCAGUGCCUCCGGAAACUCCAGCUUCGAUUGGAUCCAUGACACCUACCUCAUCCUCAUCCGAAUGUUUCCCGACUGGUGUCCCCCGACAACGCUCAUCUCCAUGAACAACCGCUUCGAUCCCCACUACCACAUGAAGGUCGGUGCUGCCCUCCGCCCGCUCCGUAAGGAAGGUUACCUCCUCAUCGGGUCCGGCGGCGCCGUGCACAACCUCUACCACAACCACUGGAUUCCCAUGCUCCGCUACUCCGACAACUUUGCCCAAGAGCGGCCUCCAGAGCCGUGGGCCCUAGAGUUUCGGCAGGCCGUUGAGGAUGUCAUCAAGAAUAAUAGUGGACCCAACCUCCGGAGAGCCAUGACACGCUUAAUGAAGCACCCAUUGUAUAGGGAUGCUCAUGCCACAGAUGACCAUUUCAUGUCGGCCAUGUUUGUGGCCGGGUUGAUGGGGGAUGAGGAGGAUGAAGGCGUAUUUGGUGAGCUGAAGGCGGAGACUUGGGAGCUGAGGAACAUGUGUAACAAAGGUUCCGGCACCAUGGACGAGGACCAGCAUCUCGCAAAAGCUCAAGCUGAGCUUGACGAGGCGAUACUCCUACUCAAUAAAAAGGUCGCAGAACUUGCUUCAGGGAAGAAGAAUCUGUCUACCCUCAAUGAUCCCCUACCGGUGUUUCCGAAGCUGGACUCUUCGUCGGCAGAGGGGGAGCCAGCAUCGGACCUAAUCGACAGGUUUGUGAAUUUCAACCUGAAGGACCUGGUUGAAGACAAAUCGUCACAAUCAUGGAGGAGCAAAAUUAGCGGCAUGGUCUACAGUCUGCUUCCACUGUCAGCGGUAGCUCUUGGUUUCGUAGGCAAGACGAUGGAAGGGUCCACUCUAUCCCUCCCCGUCUCGGGAAUCGCGAAAGGCGCUUGCUGCGUGGUGACCUUAGUCCUCAAAGAGCGGGACCGCCGGACUCAGUUUCUCAACGAAGUGGACCGUAUCUCGUACCAAGCUCGGCGCGUGCAUGAGAUCCAGCGCCAACCCGACACCGUGCUCUUGCCACUGCUGCGCGAAAAGGCGAUGCAUAUGCUGACGGCAAUAGCGCUCUUCCUUGUCGGCACCAUCGAUUUCCUUGGCAGGAACAUCUUGAAGCAGGUCACAAAAUCUGUCUUCCGCGGUACCGAUGCCUGGAGUGAAAGCCUGACGUGCCUGCAGCGCGCCUACGAAGAAUACGACCAGGCGCUACUGCUGCAGGUCGCCAGUACCGUCCUCACCCACCAUGCCCACGCGCAACAACAGGCCGACCUUGCUGUCGCCGAGGACGCCGCGUUCAGGCAGUGGCUGCAGCCAUCGUUCGCCGAGAAUGAAGCGAGGAUGAUGGCCAAUCUGGGCCAGCGGGCUGAGGGAACGCUGCGCUGGGUCUUGGACCUGCCCGAGCUCCGGACGUGGAGGAUGGGGGAUGCGUCGUCGGAGGCCAAGACGCUAUGGCUCACGGGUCUUCCCGGGGUCGGGAAGUCCUGCAUUGCUGCGUACCUCUGCGAGUUGCUGCCCCAACAGUAUCCCGACGAUAUCCACCUCAGUUUCUUCUGCAAGCGGGGUACGCCGGAGCUGACGACAGCCUUUGCCCUGCUGCGGACUCUCUGCUACCAACUGACACGCGAAAACGCCUUUUACCGAAAAUUUCUGCAGAAAAUGCCCAGCCUGCCGAGCACGACCGGCAAGGAGGGCAUACUGUUCCUCGUUGAUACACUGCUGAGGCGGCCGCUAGCUGCGGGACUCGGGGAUUCGGCCAUCUUCAUUGUUCUUGACGGCCUCGAUGAAUUGGAGAACACGGCCGCUUCUAAGGGGCCUUCAUAUGACGGAAAGACGGAUGUUGAGGUUCUACUCGGCCAACUGAUAACUCUUCCGCGGGUGAAAAUCCUUGCGACGAGCCGAAGCCUUGCAGAGCUUCACGGCACCCUCUCUGACUCUGGCGAUGUGCGCCAGAUUGGUCCGGGUGACAACGCCAUGGACAUUGAAAACUACGUCGCCCAUCGUGUCGAGAAAUCCGAAAAACUUCGAACCGGGUUCUCGGAUCUCAAGAUUGACCCCGUCGAGUUCUUCUCUGGAAAGGCCAACGGAAUCUUCCUAUGGGUUGCCAUCGUUCUUGAUGUACUUGAGCGUGCACCGUCGUCCAAUUCCUUCAAGAAAGGGCUCGAUGAAAUCCACCCGACGAUGAACAGCAUAUACGAUGACAUCUUCGCGGGAGCAGAGCAACGACAGACGCUUAGCCUCAUGAUGGAAAUUUUGAACUGGACUCUCAUUCUACCCUCACCGUUUACGGCCCGACAAAUGGCCGUCGCGGUGGAGAUUUCUCUCGGCGACAGGGUUUUGAAGAUGGAAGAGUUCUUGCGUACCGAGUGUGGUGCACUGCUCAAUCUCAUUCCACGGCUCGGUGCUGAUGCUGUAUCGGGCGAGACUUUGGAGAUUCACAUCGGGCAUGAGACGUUUCAGACAUGGCUGGCAGAGAGGCUUGGCGAGGAUAAGAGACGGAUGGCGCAUGCUCGGGCGGCGGCGACGUGCCUGAAAUGUCUUCUUGAUAAGAAACCGGAUCCGAGCCUUAAACCUUAUGCCCUGGAGAAGUGGAAGUGGCAUCUGCGGCACAGCUUGGGGGCGGGUGAGCCGCAAUUUGCGGAUCCCAUGGCUGGCCUAGAGACUGGAAAGUCUGUGCCGGCUCCUGAGGCGAUCGACUUAUUCCACCAUCUGUAUUUGUUUCUCUCGCGACCGGAGGCGGAGGCAUGGAUAGAGGAGAGGAUGAAAAAGGUUCAUUUUGAUCAUGUGCUGUUCUGGGAUAUUCAUAUGACGCAGCUUGAAGUCAUGGCCUGGUGUGGGACGAACUCAGCUUCCCUCUCGGACGACGCCGUUGAUGGCCUGCAAGCAGAUGACGGUAUCAAAGAGCAAUUAAAAAUAUGGCGAGACUCCCUAGAAGAUCCCCGGAUAAUAGCACAGAUGCUCUGGCCGCGGGUGUGCCACGCCUGGCUGUGGAACACGUCGCUAGACUGGUGGACGGUCUUAUACAUGGCAGAGGUGCUCACGAAGUUGUUCCAUUACGCCUAUGGGGAGGGCAUCUUGGAGGAGACGCCAGAGGGGAGAAGUCUACUGGAUGAGGAGACCAAAAUCGCUCAGAACAAUAAGGGCUCAGCAGUGAAGAGCGGCGGCCAGCUCCUAGGGUCUCUCACGAUGCACCUGGCCAACACCAUGGCUCGGUCGAACACCCGAAAGUACACAAGCGGGCCCAUCACGGAAGAGUGUCUCGAGGCCGUGAAGAAGGCAGGCCGAUACAAUGAGCUCAGCGGCGUAUGCGCCGCGAACCUAGCUAUAGCCUACUUCCAACAACAACGGAACGCGGACGACAAGGAUGCCCUGGAGAAGUCUCUCGAGUUCGGCCAGGAAGCCAUUGAUGACGACCCGGAUGACGCUCCCCGGAAUUACUAUCACCUCGCCCAAGUAUACAAGACGAUGAGCUACAACGCGCAUUUUGAGCAUGAGAAGGAGCGGUUGGAAGAGCAGAUGCUCGAGAGCCUUCGCGACGCCGUCGCCCGAGACCCGGACCACAAAACGGAUGCGCGCUGCGAGCUCUACCAAGCCGAGGUAUACGGACUCCUCCGCGACCCUCCAGACGUCGACGGGGCCAUUGCGAGGCUGGAGUUCGCCAUUGUUGACAACCCCGAAGAAGCGUGCAGCCGCUGGUUCCACCAACUCUUCAACCUCCACAAAAAGCGCGGCGACCUCGAGGCGGCGCGCGAGACCUACCGACGCCAGAUCGCCUUCGACCCCCCAUCGUGGCACACGAGAUGGAAGGACAUCGCCGACACCUGGAUCGACGACAAGCAGUACCACAAAACGCGCACGUUCGACUACCGCAACUGGUGCGACGCGCUGCUCGAGGCCAUCGAGCAAGACCCCAGCUACGCGCAUAGCUACUGGUCGGACUGGGCGUCCAAGGCCGAGAGCUUGGUAGGGUACAACCACUUCGGGUUCGCGGCGGAGAUCCUCGCGUACGGGGUCGAGAAGAGCGCGGAACGGACCGAUCCGCAGGGGCGCCGGGCCUGCGCCAAGUUCCUCCUGGAGCUGGGCGAGGUACAGGGUCAAAUGUUCCAGUGGGAAGAAUCCAUCGCGCGGCUUGAGGAGGCGUGGGCGCGUGAGGCCUGCAUGGACGUUUGGGAGCGGCGCAGCACGUUGCAGUAUCUAGCAUGGGCGUAUAUGGGAGCGCAGCGCUGGGAUGAUGUGACUGCUGCCGGGGAGAAGCGUCUCGCGCUGGCGCCACAUGAGAACUGGGGGGACAAUACGAGGUAUAACGGACGGUGGUGGAAGGGGGAGGCGGCGCUGCUGGGCGGGAAGCCGGCGGCGGCGGUUAAGGAGCUGAAGAAUGCCAUUGCCAUGCUCGAAGAGUCGCUGGCGGCUGACCAAAAAGGCUCGACGAAGUCUUCAGCCGCAGCGCCUCCCAUUAAGCCGAUCCUUAACGAGGAUAUAGGCCUCCUCUUCAUCGAUCUUGGGCACGCGUACGAACGCAUGGGGCGCGAGAAGCAGGCUGUAGCCAUGUUCAAAAGGGCCAUUCCUCACGUCGAGUACGAGAUGGAGCAGAGGGUGCAGUUCCGCACGCUGCACAAUACCAUGUGGCGGCGAGAGGGGCGGUGGCGCAUGCUGCUCGGAUGGCUGCUCGAGCGAAUUCACGGGCGGGGCGAAGAUGCGCGGGUGCUUGAGCUGUACGAAUUUGCUGUCACCAUCUUCGAGGCAACCUGUUACGUCGAGGACGACUUCAUUGAGAUUGCGGACCUGCGGGACGCGCGGGAGGCGGUCCAGCGUGUGCGGGCCGGGGUGGCGUGGGAGGCGCCUUCGGAGGAGGAGUUUCAGAAGAGGAGGCUCAUGUGGAAGAUAGCGUUUAAGAGAUCCGAUUGGGCAAAUGGUCAUUUCAGAGAUGAGGUGCAGAAGACGCGGCGGAGGGGAUCCGGGUAG